GUUUCAGCGAGUUGACAAUGGCGACACUCGACACAAAGAAUGUGGCCUCGAUGGACACCAUGGCGACGCCGCCAACCGAUACGGACGAAUUUGACGCCAACGUGAUGCGCCUCGUGAUCGCCUACGGCUGUGGUGUGGCGUUCUUUCUCACUAGCCUUGUGUGCUGCUAUCACUGGACCCGGUACGUCCACACGACGCAAACGGUGUGCCACGUCCCCGAGGUCACCAUGAUCAAGACCAACGCCAAACUUCUCCGCGGGCUCUGCGUCGCCAUGCUGUCGGCUCAGAUAACCCUCAUCGCCCACUCGAUGUCGCUUCCCGAUUCCGGCAAGGCCGCGUCGUUCUUCGACUCGAUCCAACGUCCGCUUGGGGCCAUGCUCGGCAUCGCGUUUGGGUUUUCGACAAACUUCCACUCGAGUUUUCGCGUGUUCGUCGCGACGUUCCUCGCCGCCCUGGUCGUGGUCGAUUCCAUCUCUGAGGUUCAGUACGUGUCCAUUCGCAUGUGCGCCACGAAAGGGGCGCUGUGCUCGUCGUCCAGGACACUCACUGUCGACCGCCUCGCGCUCUUGAUUGUACGAGACCUCGUCAGCAUAACAUUGCAAGUUUGGGCACUGCUUGUCGCGGCCUUCCUCUGCGUAUCGAUUGGGACGUGCCACUCUCGGUACACCCCGCGCCAGCUCUCCAUCAGCAACCCGUACUCGAACAUCCGCGAUCUCCUCACGAAAUUUCAUCCCCAACUGAAACACAGCGUUUGAUUUGACGGGUGCACAUGGCUCCACGUACAAUCUCUCGAUGCCGUGGGCAUCGUCAAAGCAGCUCUGUCGUCGACAACCAAGAGUCUGGCCCAUGAGCCAUGCCACCGCCUCUCCCUCGUGGCGACGGAAUGAAUCAGCAUAACAAGACUUUGCGUCGC
Messenger RNA from Aphanomyces invadans, 913 nucleotides. RefSeq lists its product as hypothetical. Lineage: Eukaryota; Oomycota; Saprolegniomycetes; Saprolegniales; Verrucalvaceae. The record is from RefSeq and is a predicted model, not a curated record. Bases 18 to 755 code for a protein of 245 amino acids. The transcript has a single exon.